Molecule: messenger RNA, 2226 nt
Organism: Cynara cardunculus var. scolymus (artichoke)
Lineage: Eukaryota; Viridiplantae; Streptophyta; Magnoliopsida; Asterales; Asteraceae
Product: heterogeneous nuclear ribonucleoprotein U-like protein 1
Exons: 8
Coding region: 1-2064 (687 amino acids)
Molecular function (GO): protein binding
Source: RefSeq, a predicted model, not a curated record
AUGGCGUCGUGGAUGAAGCGGGAACGAUCUUUAGCAGACGAGAGCCCCUCAACGGGGAAGAAACCUAGAGUUAAUUACGAUGGUCAGUCUCUGACCACCAGUCAUCGCGUCGUUCUUAACACUGCCGAUUGUGAUCUAGAUUUCGACAUUGAAGGAGAUGGCCUUAAAGGUUCUGCACUUUAUGAGCAUGGAUUUGCUUAUUGUUGGUCCGGUGCUCGUGCCAACAUAGGUAUAACUGGAGGGAAGUAUUGCUUUAGUUGCAAAGUUGUCUCGCCACAGCUAGUUGAUAUGGAUGACACACCCAUCGACCAGAAACAUCUCUGUCGCGUGGGCAUCUCUAGGGGAGAUGACAAAGUGGGAAACCUUGGGGAAACUGAGCACAGCUUUGGCUUCGGGGGAACUGGAAAAUUUUCCAAUGCUGGAAAGUUCUCCACUUAUGGAGAAAAAUUCGACAUUGGGGACACAAUUCUUUGUGCAGUUGAUCUGGAAAGUAAACCAAUGGCUUCAAUCAGUUUCACCAAGAAUGGAAAAUGGCUGGGCACUGCAAGGCAUUUUAAUGCCGGUCCAACUGGUCUAGGAGUGAUUGAUUCACCAAUCAAAGAGCUGCAUUGGGAGUCGGCCGUCUUCCCACAUGUGCUAUUAAAAAAUGUUGUGGUUCAGUUGCAGUUCAGCUACGAAGAUGGUUUGGUUCCACAAGAUGGGUACAGGCCAUGGGCAUCUGCUAUUGAGGAUGGAAAGGGUUUGUUGGGACCUUCGUUUUCGGAUGUAUAUAACUGUGAAUUAAUCAUGAUGGUUGGGUUACCUGCCUCUGGGAAGACUACUUGGGCAGAAAGAUGGGUGAAUGACCACCCAGAAAAGCGUUAUAUUCUGCUAGGAACAAACUUGGCUCUGGAUCAAAUGAAGGUUCCUGGUCUGCUUCGCAAGCAGAACUAUGGUGAGCGGUUUGAUUGCUUAAUGGACCGUGCGACUAUGAUAUUUAAUACCCUGUUAACCAGGGCUUCCAAAACACCACGUAAUUUCAUUAUAGACCAGACAAAUGUCUACAAGAGUGCUCGUAAGCGCAAAUUGAAGCCUUUUGCUAAUUUUCAGAAGAUUGCAGUUGUGGUUUUCCCACGGCCAGAAGACCUUAAAGCCCGCAGUGCGAAAAGAUUUAGAGAAAUGGGAAAGGAGGUUCCUGCUGAAGCUGUCAAUGAAAUGCUAGCCAAUUUUGUUUUGCCUAAGAGCAAGGAUAUGCCUGGGACAGAUGAGUAUUUUGAUCAGGUCAUAUAUGUAGAACUCAACAUGACAGAGUCGAAGAGAUGCUUGGAUGAGAUGAAAGCAAAAAUGCAAUUAGGCAUCAGUGUCUCUCCUUGUUCUCAUCAAAGUUCACUCCAGUCGUAUAGUAGCAAUCCGGUGAGACAUUCACAGGAGAAUGUGUUGCAACCUCACAGGAGUUCAUCAACACAUCAAUAUCCUCCUGAAAGUUCUACCCAUUUUAGUCAUCCAACUUCAGGUCAUUAUGCUCAAGGAAAUUCUUUGCCAACAUAUGACUCCCCUGCAUUACAAUAUCAAGCGACUCCAUCAGGAGGAAAUUGGCAAGGUUCUUAUCCAUCUCAGCCUAUAUUGCCUAAUAUGCAUGGGAAUGAACCAAGCAAAGGCAGAUUUCUCCCUAGGGAUGAUUUUAAUCACCGUCGCAGUUACAGUGGGUAUGAACAUAGAGCAUCGGCUCCUAUGGGAUUUUCUGACUCUUACCAGAGAAAUUCAUCCUAUGGAGCUCGCGUCGAGUACCAUACUCCCAGUAAUGAAACCAUGGAUUUAUCUCCUAGGUACACUGCAAAUGUGAUUCACCAUGGCCCCCCUAUAGAACGCUAUGCAACAAGUUCAUCUUUCUAUGAUGCCUCUGGUGGACCCCUGUCUGCCUCUGGUGCGCCCCAGGUUGAUAUGCACACUCCAACCCAAUCCAGAUUUCUGCCUGCUACAUCAAUUCCUUACGGUUCUGCUUACGGAACUCCGGAUUCAAUGAACCCGCAAGGAAAUUACCCGCCAAAUUACGAUGGAUAUCAGUCUCGUUUAAGGUACUACUGAGGAUUACUCUCUAAUUACACUUAAAUAUGUUGAUGAAAUUUUAAAGUAGAUGUAGGUAUUUUUGAUAUUGAUGGUCUUACAUUUUGAACUUGGAAGAGAGGGAUUAUGGAAUAUGGUAUGUACAUCUUCAUAUUUUUAUGAAAUGGAAAGGAAAAUAAAUCA